Molecule: messenger RNA, 2415 nt
Organism: Aureobasidium vineae
Lineage: Eukaryota; Fungi; Ascomycota; Dothideomycetes; Dothideales; Saccotheciaceae
Source: the annotation of a GenBank genome assembly
AUGGCUAGCUUUUGGGUACUGUGCGGUUUGCUGAGUCUCCAUCUCGACCAUGCUUUGGCUCAGGAUGUUCUUCAAUAUGUUGAUCCGCUCAUAGGCACAGGCUUCGGAGGUUUGAAACAAGAAAAGAAGGGCGAAACCCGCUCUUAUGUUGACAAUCGCGCAGGUCAUGUCUUUGCUGGUGCUACUUUGCCUUUUGGUAUGGCCAAAGCUGUUGCAGACGUCAAUGGUGAAAACCAGGGCGGAUAUGCGAGCGACUACAGCAACAUCACAGGCUUCUCACAUAUGCACGACAGCGGAACCGGANNGGGUAAGUCACCCUCACUCGGCAACUUCCCUCUAUUUGCGCACCCAGGAUGCCAUAACGAUGAUGUGGAUGAAUGUGAAUUCACAUCUGUCGAUAGAGCUACUCCCCAGAUCAACGGCUCUAUUGUUGCAGAACCAGGAUACUUUGCAAUCACUCUUGAGAACUCUGUUCGUGCCGAAAUGACCGUGACAAAUCACACUGCCCUAUAUCGCUUCUCCUUCCCGAAGGGUACUGCAAACAUGCCACUGAGUCCGCUCAUUCUAGCAGAUCUCAUCGAUUUGCCCAAGUCUAGAAGCAAUGGAUCGAUCUCUGUGGAUCCAGAUACUGGCAGAAUAGUCGGCAAUGGAACCUUCAGCCCUAGCUUUGGCAUUGGAACAUAUGAUCUCCACUUCUGUGCCGAUUUCUCUGGCGCAAGUAUCCGCGAUACUGGUGUUUUCAUGAACAAUAGAGCCGGUUCUCAACCCAAGAACCUUAGUGUUGUCCCUGAUGGAGUGAACAACUCUCCUGACAUACUUCCUGCUGGAGCUUGGGUGCGAUUCAAUGCGCCUGAGAACAACGCCACUCAAAUUUUAGCUCGUGUCGGGUUAAGCUUCAUGAGCACUACCCAAGCAUGUGUGAAUGCUGAAAAGGAGAUUUCUACCUUCGAUUUCGACACCACUCGCUCUUCUGCGCGUCAGGCUUGGGCCGAGAAGAUGAGCGUGAUAGCAGUCACACCAGGCAGUGUCAGUGAUGAGUUUCAAACCAUCUUCUGGAGCGGACUAUACCGCGCUUCUAUCAGCCCGCAAGAUUACACCGGCGAGAAUCCGCUGUGGGACAGUUCAGAGCCUUAUUAUGACUCUUUCUACUGUAUCUGGGAUUCAUACCGUAGCAUUCAUCCUUUGAUCACGCUCUUCGACCCCCAAUCCCAGGCACUGAUGAUAAGAAGCUUACUGGACAUAUACAGACAUGAAGGCAAGCUUCCAGACUGUCGGAUGUCGUUGUGUAAAGGAUUUACUCAAGGAGGAUCUAACGCCGACGUCGUGCUGGCUGAUGCAUAUGUCAAGAACCUGACCCAAGGCAUCGACUGGGCUCUUGCUUACGAGGCUGUGGUUUCGGAUGCCGAAGACGAGCCCAAGAAUUGGGCUGUGGAGGGUCGUGGAGGCCUGACCAGUUGGAAGUCGCUAGGCUAUAUCCCUGCUGACGACUACGAUCCGUAUGGCGUCGGGCCAUUCACACGCAGUAUCUCCCGUACAGUCGAGUACGCAUACAACGACUUUUGUGUCGCAGAGAUCGCACGUGGUCUAGGACACACCUCAGACCAUGACAAGUACGUUUCACGCUCAAUCAACUGGAAGAACCUUUACAAGGAAGAUCAAAACUCCACUAUCAAUGGCACACAAACUAGCUUUACAGGGUUCCUUCAGCCCAAGUUUUUGAACGGUACUUGGGGCUAUCAAGACCCGAUUUUCUGCUCUCCUCUGCUCAACUUCACCUCUUGUUAUCUGAAUCCAGAAGGCCAUGAGACCUACGAAGGAAGUAGUUGGCUCUACACAACUUAUGUCCCUCAAGACAUGGCUUCUCUGAUCACCACUCUUGGCGGUACAGACUCGUUUGUCAAGCGUCUCGACUAUCUUCACGAGAGUGGUUUACUAUACAUCGGUGACGAGCAAGGCUUCCUUCCAGUCUAUCAAUACCAUUAUGCUGGUCGACCUGGCAAGAGUGCCGCACGAGCACACUCCUACAUCCCUUCUCAGUUCAACACAACUGUGAACGGCAUCCCUGGCAAUGACGAUUCAGGCGCUAUGGGCUCCUUUAUCGUUCUAGCCAUGAUGGGUCUCUUUCCCGUUCCAGGCCAGAACGUGUAUCUUAUUACUCCUCCCUUCUUCCUGGAAAUCAGCAUCACAAACAAGAUCUCUGGCAACAAGGCAACCAUUCGCAAUGUCAAUUUCGAUGCUGAGUAUAAGAACAUCUAUGUUCAGAAUGCUACGCUGAAUGGGGUACCAUUUACGAAGAACUGGAUUGGGCAUGAGUUUUUCGUUGAUGGGGGUGUGCUUGAAUUAACUCUUGGGCCGGUGGAGAGUGCUUGGGGUACGAGAUAUGAGGAUCUGCCUCCUAGCUUAUCUACUGGAUAA